Pseudomyrmex gracilis is the source of this 4702-nucleotide messenger RNA. It is a transcript of the gene jv, whose product is annotated as ERC protein 2. The coding region runs from base 604 to 4059 and encodes 1151 amino acids. The transcript is spliced from 8 exons. Lineage: Eukaryota; Metazoa; Arthropoda; Insecta; Hymenoptera; Formicidae. The record is from RefSeq and is a predicted model, not a curated record.
AUUAAUAAGUGACGUGAUCGUAAAGUUAAUCUUAACGUGGUCGAUUCUUUUUUCUCUAUGACGUACCGUACGUAUCCGAACGUACUCCAGCUUUUCUCUAAGAAUCAAUCUCGCCUAUUCUACGGGGAUGAACGAUUGAAGAUCACGGAGAGAAGUCUCUGAGGAUAGAGUAGGUGGAUAUUGAUGAGACGGUCAGAUUUGACCGACUCUUGGCUUUCUCAAGGAACCAUCGUCUUUAACACCUAGUAAUCGCAUGAGGAUCACCCGGAUUUCUCGACUUGGGCUAUAAAUUGAAAGAUUGAACGGGAGGAAGUGAAGAAAUUUACGCAUCGAUGAUCAGCUAGAAAGUUACUGAAAUAUUAACACGUGGUGAAAUAUAUUACCGGGAUGGACGACGGAAGAGGAUAUUCUUGUGUAAUUAAUAAGCGUCGUGUCGGACGGACAAAUAUGCGCGUUGCGGAACACUUGUGCAUCAUCGCGGCAUCUAAACAUUCGCAAAAUAUUUCGCAAUGAGACACCAGCAUCGUGGUGCCAUGUGCGCGACGACACCUCGCUGUUAAACGAGUAUUUGCUGCACCGGGUCUCUUCUUCUCGAGGUCGGCAAUGGGCGGUGUGCAAAGUGGAACUCAUAAUCUUGGAGAAGCGUUAUGGGCGCAGGAACGACAACGGCAAAAGUGCCAUCGAGAGGGCAGUCGCUACGACUCCCACUCGGCACAAUCGACGCAGGACCGCAGGAAGCUGCUGAAACGCACGAAAAGCCUUGCAGUGAUAUCCGAAGACGAGUCCCGUCAGGAUCGAGAGGCGGCGCAUCACUUUCGACUCGGCCAAUCGACCUUCGAUCUGCCGAGAAAGCAUCAAUUGAUACCGAGAGCCAAGCUGAUAGAUCGUAAUUCCCUCAAGGGCAGACUCUCCAAGAGUCAGCAGCAUCUUUCCGACUCUUACGAGAGAUUCAACGAAACCAAAUCUUAUCACUCGCGGUCGACGUGCGGUCUUCACUCAAUUCCUGGUCUCGUGUCUCUCCCAGACCCGCUACCUUACACUCGAGGAAAUCGCGCCGAUCCCGAUCGGCUGAAUAUCCUCGACUGGCCGGAUCCUCCAAGACGAUAUCGCAGCGUACAAAACUUAGAUACCGUAAGCGGAUUGGUAGACAUCGUCGAGGACAAUUGGCCCAUUGAAGGCAAUCGAAGUAUCGACUGUAUAUAUACACAGGUAAAGCGCAAGCGUAAGGAGCACAGAAGCUUGGAUAGUAUUCUCUUCGAAGACGACGCGGAGCUAGAAUACUUCGAUGUACUAAAUUUACUGCCUCUCUCUAACAUACGCCUAGAAUACGAUAGGGCAAACUCGUCGAGGGAUGAUAAUUGUGCGCAAAAUAAGGAGCGAGCGCAUGUUCUGAGAGAUUUAAGAGCACUCGAGUACAACGAGCCGAGCAGCGCAAACGAAGAGACUUCGCCGUCGAGAAGCGGCAACGCGACGGACGAGGAGAAAUGCAAAGAACACACAACGAAAGAGAAUAAUUCCGCUCGAAUAGACAGCGAUCCUAUACAGGACUUCUGCCAGGACCUCGAUUCACCUAAGAGAACCAGCUCCAACCGGCAAGGCUUGGCGGAGCGAAAGCGCCGAGAAUUCGACGAGAGUUCUGAGGAAGACUCGGAGAUUAGCUCGGCGAACAAGUUCGUGGAUCAACGUGCUUCUUCUUCUUCCUCUUCCUCUUCCCCCUCGUCCAAAACCGGUCAGGACCAGCAAGGAUCUGCCGAUGUCGAACGUUUCAUGAAUCUUUGCGAGGUGGAUCGCAAGAUCGAGGAGGUAGAGGACUACAAGUCGAUUUGGAUCUCGGGUAAGAGCCAGGACGAGAUGUCUCGAAGGCCGCAAAUCCUCAAGGUUGUCGAUAAUGACGUCACCAGAAGACGUCAUCGACGUUCGGUCGUGGAAAUCGAUGCAAUCGUCGAGGACGUGCCAAGGGAUAAGAGACCGCAGGAAAUUGCAAAGAGAGCAAACGAGCGCGUGGAUGCAUCCGUGAUAAAGUUAAAUAAUGCAAACAAUGAAGACGAAACUCAUGGGAAAAGUGUGCAGGACGCUAAAACGUCGGAAAAUGCGGCAAUGGUGGAAAACGUGAGGAAUUUCUUCGAGCGGAAAAGCACGGAGAAGGAGACUGCAAGAAAUAAGCAGAACGAAGGGAGGUUUGAAAGAAUCGUAAAAGAGACGUCCAGUAUUCUCGGUAAAGCAUGCAGUGUCGUAAAAGGCAGUUUGGGUUUUGAAGCGAGAUCGGAGAGCUCCGAUCUUGGUCUCGGUUCUGAAUCCGGAAGUGAUUCUCGCCGGAGAUCAAUGGAUGACGGCGUCGAAGACGAUCGGCCGUCCAGAAACGCGGACACAUCCUCGUCGAAAACCGGCGACGGUAAAAAGCCGCACACCAAUCUUACCAGGUCGAGAAGCUGCGUGGACUCGAUAGAGUGCCAGGACGACGGUCCGGAGUUCGAUCACGUGCGCUACAAGAUCGUUAAAUCGCAUAUGUUCAGCAAAAACAUGUUCAACACUGCCAAAGGCGACGUCACGUACGAAGGGCUGAUGCAGUAUCUGCGCGAGUACUCGUUCCAGGAGUUAUUGAUGGACAAUAAUGUCGUCAUCAUCGAGCCGGUUCGCGCCGAGGCGGUGGAACGGAAGUCGUCACCGAUGGCAAGAACAGAGCCCACGUGCAAGAUCGCCGGUGCGAUCCAGAAGAAGAUGGAGAAACGCGAGAAAAACGGCGAAGAACAGUCUGAAAGCGGCACUUCUAAAAGUUCCAAAUCGACCAUCAGAAAACAUUUCUUUUAUCAUCCAAUACGGGUGAAUCGCGAGUUGAUUGAUGAAGAACUACCGGAUCCGGAUACGGUCCGAAACGUGAGACGCAUGUUCGAGAACACGCUUGAAAAGAAGAAGAGCACGUCCGACACCGAGUUUUCCCGGGACUGCAAAAGCAGACGAAGCAUUAGCAUGAAGGAUCUGACAAGCAUCGAUGAUAGUCAAUAUGACGAAAUAUCUGACAAGACACGUGAGGAAUCCAGGUCCAGAUGUUCCAGUAGAGCGAAAGAUCUCACAAGACUCUUCGAGACCAAAUCGGCGUCAUCGACCGCUUCCGUCACCAAAGAAGAUCCUGGAAGCCCGCGAGGCGAAUCGAAGACGAGAAUUCUCGCGCAGACUUUCGAGGCCAGAAGCGGAAAUACGUCACCGAGUGACUCCAACUGUUCGAAGAACAAGGUCGGCCGUUAUCAUCACCACCACCACCACCAUCAUCAUCAUCAUCAUCACCAAACUUGGGACUCCGGCAGCGUAAGUUCUGGCGUGUCCAGUGAUUAUCCCGAUACCGAUCCAGGAAGUGGUGCUCAUUGCACGUCGUCCGAUGACGAGGAUGUGAAUUGCAACGAAGAUGACGGCACGGACAGUCCAGGGCAUUACGUGUCUCAAGACGUGCUGAAGAAAAUCCGCGAAUACGGCACUUCGGUGACUUACUACGGUGGCAAAGUAGUCAACACCCACAACGGACCGCUAAUAUCGCCACUGAUUGGCAACGGCUUCAAGCAAACCGAUCGAUCGAACGAUUAUGUAAAAUUUAAGUUGGUGAAGAGCAACUCUUGCGACAGCAGACUAGAACUGACCGGCAGAUUCGUCGAAGGACAAUUGCUGCGCCAUAACCGCGACAGAAGUAUCGACCUGAGACAGUGCACCAUCGCGGAGACACCCAGUAUCGAGAUCACGACGAUCGACAGCAGACAAGAGGACGAGAAACAGAGAGACGAGGAUGUUGAGCAGAUUGAGCAAGUGAAGAGAGAACCACCGGUGGUGAUUGGUCUCGAGCCAAAAAGAGAAGAUUCUCAGGAAACAAAAACUACCUUCAAGGCUGAAUUUAAGCUGGGCGAUUUGAACGACUCGAAUUCCAAUUAUCCAAACAGAUUCAGAUCGAGCGCGUUAACAAGGUGGGAAGUAAACACAAGCAAUUGGAAGGUUAGCAAUGAUUUUGGUAAAAUGGAGUUCGAGGAGUUUGAAGUGCUCGAAGAUAGUCUCAACGGGAUCGAAGGCCAAAACUAAUACACAGACAUAUUGGUAGAAAAAAGUUCUUGUGUAUAUUUAUCUCUUUUUGCAAAAAAAGAUUAUAACAACGAUUGUUAAAGGAUAUAUCGUGAUUGUUAUUUUUAAUAAACGUAAGUCGUGAGAAUAUCUAUUUUAUGAAAAAAACAAUUUUAUUAUGAAAAAAUAUUUAUAAAGUUAUUAGGAUCGUGUUGUGGUUGUUUUUUGGUUGUUUCAAUAAUAAAAACGAACGUAAUGAGAAUGUUAAUAGUCAAGAUAAUUUAUUAGACUUAUACGUAAAUAUAUAUAUAAUAUCACAUUAAUCCGUUAGUCUAUUGGAGGUGGAUAAGUCCACAUGAGUCAUAUUUUAUAGCAGAUGAUAAACAUUGAUAAAGAGUGGAUAAAGUUUAUAUAUUGUAAGUAUAGAAAAUCCAAUGUAAUAUUAUAUAAUGCACAAAGCGUACACGAAUGAGCGACACAUACAUAUAUGAUUAAAAUGCGUAAUAAAUAAUACCAUGUAUUAUACUACCAUUAGUUUUAUUAAAUAUCCUAUAUUCUCUUUGCAACUCGCGGAAAAUUGUACGAUCGUUAAAUAUUCUUCCUCAAAAUUAUAUCAUUACAAUUAAAAAUAAAUUUAAAACAAAUCUUGCAGUAAUUUUUAUUA